UCGAUCUGCGACGGCAAAGCUGAAUCGAUCUGCGACGGCAAAGCUGAAUCGGCCUGCGACGGCGGCCAUAUAGCUAUCUGCUGGACCCGGGAGCCUGGCCCGUCUCCGUCUGAAUCGAAGCCAGCCCGAACCCAUCGCCGCUUUCAUCUGCGCCAGCCUACGCCAAAUAUCCGUCUCGCAUAUCGUCGCAUCUGUUUCCGCCCAGAGUUCAUAUACACCGCAGCAUCAUGCCUCUCCGGGCCCGCUUUCGUCUCGACCACACAUCUGCCCCGUGGGCGGCGUCACAGUCUGUCGGUUCUCUCCGGCUACCUGUCUCUGUAUACCGAGCUCACGAAGCUCGGUGCUAUCAAACCUUUGUCGAAUCCGCGGUCUUUCCACAGUCCUCUUCCAAGUACUGGUCCCGGACAGAGCCGCUUCGUCUUUGUCGCAGUGCAAUCGCAAGUCGUAGUGGGCCCGGAAACAGACUCCGCGCCUCGUCAACACUAGCAGCAAACGAACCCCAAAAGACCGAGUACAUCAACAAGCCUCUGUUUUCGCCAUUCAACAGCAGCACGCCUGAUCUCCAGCGACCAAAAUGGCGCUCGGCUCGCUCGAUGCACAACCGCAUCAUUCGCGAGACUCUCCGAGAGAUUGUGCAGCUCAUUUCCAGCAGCCCAAUUUCCGAAGACAGGCAUCGCAAGUACGACGAAUCGUACCGGAGCACCAUCAAACGGUUCUCACGCAUCUUGCCGAAGCGGGACACCUCGGUUUUCCUCGACAGCUCCGAUGACCUUCACCCAGUCCUGCAGAACCCCGCAUGCUGCAUGGUUUUGCUCUUAGUAUGGGACUGGUUCACCGCAGUCAAGUCGACCGGAGUUAUGGCCGAUGCCCUUUGGGCGUCCAUGAUAGAGGCGCUGAUGGAAUGUACACGGCUGGCGCUGAAUCCCUGUGUCGCCGACUGGGAGCAAGCACUUGCUCGUUUCGAGUCAACAGACAGAGGCAAUCCCUCUGCGGCGCCAAUCAUGGCGCUUUGUCUGGCAUGGAACUUUGUCCACAACGACCGGAUCGACCUUGCCGAAAGAAUCAUACAGCGAUGUGUCGCUCGUGGCACGCAAGAGCCAUCGCUCCCGAACCUCGAGAUUGCCUAUCUCGGCAUCGUAAUCCGACACGCCAUAUUAAUGAAUCGCAUCGAGCAGGCGCAAGUUGUGUUUGCCUCGGUGCUGCAGACUUACCGUGGCAAGGGUAGCUCUCCGGAGCUCGCCAGCCUGGUGCUGGACCCACUUAUCAGUCACUUUGUUUUGCAAGACAAGCUCGAGACCGUCUUGGCCCUGGUCAGACAGAUUCAAGAGCACGAUAUAUCGCUGGCUCGCACAACUGAAAAUCUGGUGCUUCGAGGCCGCUUCCGAGCCAGCGAUUUCACAGGAGCCGCAAAGAUGCUGGAAAGCAUAUCUGCAAGUAGCAAGCUCUCGGGUUUGGAGAUCGAAACAGUCGUCACCGGGCUCUGUCAGCUGGGCUACGCCAACGUGGCGUAUACGAUACUCCAGGCUAUCUCCGUCCGCGGUUCGAUUACAUCACCGACCUACAACGCCGUCAUGAUUGAGUUGCUCGCAAACCGAAACUUCCAGCAUGCACUGGCGUGUUUCGACGAGGCCAUUUUGAAUCCAAGCUACGUCCCGUCAAGGCAAGUCCUGGUGGCCUUUAUGCGCUCAUCAGCACAUCAUCAGAUGGUUCUGCACGGGCUGCGCUUCUAUCGCCUCUAUCUCCAGUGCGAAUACGAGCCCACGAUCAACUCGUACAACGCCUUGAUCGAGCUCUUUGCCAAUGCAGGUGAUACUGAGACCGUCAUGGAGGUCUUCACAGACUGUCUGAUCGCGGGUUGGUCGCCAAACGUGCAUACCUACUACGCCAUGCUGCGAGGAUACUCGAAACAGAAUGAAAUGAUGAAGAUUUCGGAUCUUUUGGCCAAACUUCGACUAUCUCGACAACCACCGACCUUGUCGAUGAUGAAUCAAAUUGCCUUCACUUUUUGCAUGUCCAGGAGCCCUGAUGACUAUGCCGAAUUCCUUAGAUUCUUCUCGAACGAGGCGCUCCGGCUACUGAAGAACAGCUCGCUCAGACUGCCGCCUGAGUUCUUCAUGGCUGUGGUGUCGACGAUCUAUCGAAACAAGGAUUGGACGAGACUGCAGCAGGUCCAGCAGCUGAUGGAGAACCACGAGAUACCAAUGACCAAUAGCGUUGUUCGUAUCCUCUUUGAUGGAUACCGCCGGGCCAAGAUGGUCGACGCCGCCCUCCAGCUCUGCUACAGCAACAGGAACGUCUUUUCGAUCGUGGCGACAGAGAAGCUAGAGCUGUUUUUCCGGACGCUAUGUGCGAGCCCCAAGCACAAGGACGAUGCACUCCAGUGGCUGCGUGCCUAUUUCCUGGCAGGCCACCAGCCAUCGUCCAACAUGUAUAACUCGCUCAUCUACAUGGCGAUGAGCGCAAACGACUCUGUCCUCGUCGAUCAGAUUUUUGAGGAGAUGCACCACCGCGGUAUCGACUGGACACACGAAACCACCCUCUAUCUUGCCAUGCUGCACUACGGAGCCAAGCCGGGUGGCCUCGAGACCGCCUGGGAUUGCUGGCGGCGCUAUAUUCCGAUCGCGGAGCAAGAUUCGGACGCUUCGGAGCGGUUCUUCCGGAAGUGCCUGAAGCAGAUCCUGGUCGUUGCUCGGCGGCACCGCAAGCCUGAACUCGCUGAGGAAGUUUGGCGAGAUUGCGAACGCGUUCUGGAAACCGAGCAUCCAACAUGGACGUUGUCUAUGCCAGACGUGGAAGCGCUGAUUGCAGAGGUCUGGGCAAAGUGGGCCGAUGGACAAUGAGGCGUUGGCGGCUCGAGGCGAGACCCUUGCCGCGGCCCCCAAAUUUGAAAUACAAGCUACCGCAGGAGCAUUCCUGCCGAUUCCACAGUCUG
This is a messenger RNA of Polychytrium aggregatum, 2932 nucleotides long. RefSeq lists its product as uncharacterized. The coding region runs from base 228 to 2840 and encodes 870 amino acids. Lineage: Eukaryota; Fungi; Chytridiomycota; Chytridiomycetes; Polychytriales. Gene Ontology annotation, molecular function: protein binding. The record is from RefSeq and is a predicted model, not a curated record. The transcript has a single exon.